AAUGCAUACCAAAAUUGACAGCCAUGAUGAUUUGAUUUUCAAGAAAUCUGAUACUAGUAAUAUAUAGUAAAUGUUAAAAACUCUUUUAUAUCAUUGACUGGUUUUCUUCAACAAAAUCAACACAAUUGAAAACGUGUUGCCAACAUUCUGCUUACCUACCUCUCCACCAUUUCUACAUUUUCUCCUAAGUUUCCCAAGAAUCUGUCUCUCUUCCUAGGACUUUUAUUCAUUAGACCAUUUCUUAAUUGACAAAAUUUUCAAGACCCCAACAGACAACAUAGGACAGUGUCUUAUCUUUGUGUUAUUAGUCUGAUGUGUCUGAAUUUGUAUGCCCAUAGAUAUUGUUCACCACAUUGGGAUUGGUACACUGAACCAUGGCUUUGAAAGCUGCCUGUUGUACUAAUCAGCAGCAUUGUUGUACUUAUCCUCAAUCUUUGAAAUUGGGUUAUGGGUCUAGGGGUUUUGGGUCAAGUUUCUUGAAUUUCAGGGCCCAUAGUAAAUGGGAAUGUUUGGUUGUGUUGUCUGAUAGAGCUAUUACUCCUGUUGAAGAUGAGGAGCCAUUGGCACCUGGGGUUGCUUCUCCUGGUACUGUUGAAGAGACUGAGAUCAUCCAGUCUAAAGGAUUUCACAGGGAUUUACAAUCUUUACCAAAACCCUUAUCUGCAACAGAUCCUUCGAGUGGUCACCGUGAUGGUUCAAAGGUGCGAGUUGCCUAUCAGGGAAUUCCAGGUGCAUAUAGUGAGGCAGCUGCGCUUAAAGCAUACCCGAAAUGUGAAACUGUCCCAUGUGAUCAGUUUGAGGCUGCAUUUAAGGCAGUUGAAUUGUGGUUAGUAGACAAAGCUGUACUCCCAAUCGAAAACACAGUUGGUGGGAGCAUCCAUCGUAACUACGAUCUACUCCUUCGGCACAGGCUGCAUAUUGUGGGAGAAGUUCAGUUGCUUGUUAACCAUUGCCUUUUGGGCUUGCCAGGAAUCAGGAAAGAGGAACUAAAGUGCGUCGUGAGCCACCCUCAGGCACUUGAACAAUGCAACGUCAUGUUAAAUAAGUUAGGCGUUGCAAGGGUCAGUAGUGAUGAUACUUCCAUUGCUGCUCAGAUUGUCGCAUCUGGAGGAAUGAGAGAUACUGGAGCAGUGGCAAGUGCUCGAGCUGCAGAAAUUUACGGGCUCAGCAUUCUUGCGCAAAGAAUUCAGGAUGAUCCAGAUAAUAUCACCAGAUAUCUGAUACUAGCAAGGGAGCCCAUAAUUCCUGGAACUGAUAGGCCAUAUAAGACAAGCAUUGUCUUCACUCUGGAAGAAGGGCCUGGGGUUCUAUUCAAGGCCUUAGCAGUUUUUGCUCUGAGAGAGAUCAAUUUAACGAAGAUUGAGAGCCGACCACAAAAGAAGCGCCCAUUAAGGGUAGUAGAUGACUCCAACAAAGGAAGUGCCAAGUAUUUUGACUACCUCUUUUACAUUGACUUUGAAGCAUCGAUGGCAGACCCUCGUGCUCAAUUUGCUCUUGGGCAUCUUCAGGAAUUUGCAAGAUUCAUUCGGGUUCUUGGCUGCUAUCCUAUGGACACAGAUUUAUAAUUCGUUACCUUCCAAAAUCAUGUUAUGUUGGGAAUUCAACUUGCAGAGGAGUUGCCCAACUUCAAAUUGUUGUAUGUGUAUUAUCCGCUGGGAAUUACCAGUCCCAUUGUUGUGCCUGCCCUGUGCUCUCAUAUUUUUUCCAUCUGCAUUUUAGAAGAUUUAUUGGUUCAGUUCACACCCACCCACACCCUAUUUUUCUAGGUUAGCUGUCUGCAAAUCUCAGGAUAGCAAUUAACCAUUGCUUCACCUGUAGCUUUUGUCCAAUGAGCAAAUUGUAACUCGUAGUCAUUGUUUAUCUACCUCAUUUAGAGCUUCCCCCUCUGCUGGGGAAGAGGAUGCGCUUGCUAAAUGUACCCAGAGAUAGUUUCCUGUGCCUUGUGUUAUACAUCUUUUAACUUCAACUA
Lycium ferocissimum is the source of this 1969-nucleotide messenger RNA. Its product is annotated as arogenate dehydratase/prephenate dehydratase 1, chloroplastic-like. The transcript has 11 exons. The record is from RefSeq and is a predicted model, not a curated record. Bases 375 to 1565 code for a protein of 396 amino acids. Gene Ontology annotation, cellular component: cytoplasm; chloroplast. NCBI's taxonomy places the organism in Eukaryota, Viridiplantae, Streptophyta, Magnoliopsida, Solanales, Solanaceae. Gene Ontology annotation, biological process: L-phenylalanine biosynthetic process. Gene Ontology annotation, molecular function: prephenate dehydratase activity; arogenate dehydratase activity.